Molecule: messenger RNA, 4594 nt
Organism: Musca domestica (house fly)
Lineage: Eukaryota; Metazoa; Arthropoda; Insecta; Diptera; Muscidae
Gene: fs(1)N
Exons: 5
Coding region: 1-4521 (1506 amino acids)
Cellular component (GO): cell surface
Molecular function (GO): heparin binding
Source: RefSeq, a predicted model, not a curated record
AUGCCAUUGUUCUCAUCAACGGAUGUCAUCGUGGAAAAUCGUUUCCAAAUUACCACCCUGAACUCCUUGGCCUUUCCCGAUGAUUAUUUGGUGGCCCAGGGACCCAGAUCUUCGAUUGUCAAGUCCGAGAAAUUUUUCAAUAAUACCUUGACAGCCAAUUCGGUGGACACAGAUGGCCACAUCAAUGAACGAAACCCGGUGGAUGCCAUUACUCUAAUGCAUGGCCAGGAAUGGCUGGGCUCGCCAGUGUUCAAUCAAUUGGAAGUGUCGGAAGUUUUGGAGUUAAAUGGCACUGCCCAUGGGCGUAAUGUGGCGAAUUUCCCUCAAAACCCCACCCUGGAGGAGGCAAACAUCAUUGAGGCUGCCUGUGUUUUUGAUGAACUGCAGGUUAAUGGACCCAUUGUAAUCAAAGGAGACCUCGAUGACAAACCCUUGGGAGAGCUGCUGAGAGAGAUUGUGCAAAAACCCGACAAUCCCAAUGAGGAUAUUGUGGUCAGCUCCCGGAAAUCCUUUAACCUCAUACGUAUGCCCAUUGAUUUUGAACUGGAGGAGAAUAAGAUCAAUGAUAUCCCCACCGAGAAAUUUGUCACAAUCCAUACUCAACAGGUUUUGGAGCUGGAACAGCUAGAAGGAUAUGUGUAUUUCUAUAACCUAACCGUCAAGGGGCUCUAUGAUGGUUUGAGGAUCCAAGAUGUGGCCCAAGAGGUUAUCAGUUUGGAUAAGCCUUUGGAUUUGGGUGCCACCCAAUUGAUAUUUGAGGGAGAAUUGCAGGCGGACUCCUUGGUAAUAUUGGAUAAAAUCAAUGGUUUAAAUAUCAAGGAUAGCCUGCAGACUCUCAACGAGGAUUUGGUGGUGGAGACGGCAGAAUUUGAACAUCUGCAGGCCACCACAGCGGAGUUUGCCAAUGACAUUGUGGGUCCUGGCAAGCUGAACAACAUUGAACUGCAUGACUUUGUCAAGGAUCGGGCCUGGCAUGAACCUGCAGUACAGGGUAAUCUUUUCCUCAAUGAGUUACAGGCCCAUCAGGGUCUCCAGGCCGAUGAGCUGCAUGGCAUAAAUGCCGAAUAUUUAUUGGAUUUUCUGCAAAGGAUUGAAGAGCUGCCCGAAAUGGUGCUCAAUGGCCAGAUCCAGGUGGAUCACAUCACAGUCACAGGAGAUGUCCAGGUCCAUAAGCUAAAUGGUCAGCAAUUCGAUGAGGACAUACAAAUGUCGGUGAUCUGGCUCAAUCGACCCAAUCACCUGACCAGCAACUUGACCUUCAAAAAUCCCUUGGAUAUACAAGCCAAUCUGGAGGUCAAGGGAAAAUAUCAAGGACUUCCCUUGCCUGAGUUCUUGGAAGACAUGGUCUUGCGGGACUCAAACCUGUCCUCACACAUCAUAACAGCUCCCAAAAGUUUCAUAAAACCCGUCUAUGUUCUGGGAAAUACCCAAGUGGAGGCCAUCAAUGGAGUGCCCUUCCACAACAUUGCCUUAAAGACCCGGGAGAAUAUUUUCCCAGGCUCUGUGAAAAUCAAAGGAAAGCUCAUCACACCCCACCUAGAGGUCCAGGGUCGGGCAAAUGAUAUGGAUUUUGAAAACUUACAGGAGACUCUUUACUACGAUCCCAAGGAGCAAAACUUUGUACUCAAAGGCCUUGUGGAAUUCGAUCAACCCUUGGUAGUGGAAGAUCUCAGCGUCCUGGGAGACUUCAUGGAACUACGAAACAUUUCUGAUUUCUUUGAUAACAUAAUCUACAAAUCUCAGCCCUGUCAUUUGCAGGGGCAGAAUAAUUUCACCGGAAGGGUCUCCAUUACCCAGGGGGCCUAUAUUGAGCAGCUCAACGAUUUGAAUUUGCGGCAACUUUUUGAGAAACUCAGCUUCAUUCAGGGUGCGGAACCCCUGGUCAUUACCUCGCCUUUGCUAUUUAAGGCCCCCACCAAGGCCAAACAGAUUUCCAUACACAAAUCGCUAAAGACCCAGAAAAUUAAUAAUUGUUCCAUUGCGGAUUGGUUAAAUGAUACGCUGAGAUUGGAUCAGGAUCAAUAUAUUCCACAUUAUUUACACUUUGCCCCCGGUUCGCUGGAUGGCAACUCUCUAAAUGUUGCCUUCAUUAAUCACUUGGAUCUGUCGCGCAUCAUAACCCUGAACACACCACAGAUUUUCAAUGAAUCUCUGCAAUUUUCCGAGCUUUACCUUCACGAUGGCUUCAUAGAGGUUAAUGGUUCCGUGAAUGGCCUAGAUUUGGAAGAGGAGUACAAUAAUACGCUAAUGAUCUAUGGCGGCCAAUCGAUUACCACACCCCUAACAAUUCAAUCUCUAAAGGUCUUAGAGGAUCUCCAGAUCUUGGCCCAAGUCAAUGGCAAUAAAAAUCUCAGUGAUGUGGCCACAUUGGAGGAGAAUUUGGUUUUGGAAUCACCGGUCUAUUUCCAUUCCCUCUAUAGUCCUCAAGUGAUAACUACAGAUUUGGUGACGGGUAUUGAUUUGGAGAAAUGGUUUCAAAAUUCUCUAAAGACCCUCUACCUGGAAAAGCAGAUUGUCACAGGAAAUUGGUCAGCCAAAAGUUUGACGGUGAAGCAGGACCCAAAUGAGUUCGCGUAUUCCGCAUAUGCCACCUAUGAUCCCUGGACUUAUGAUCAGUUUAUUAGAUAUAGAAGAGGAGUAUUGGGCGGGGGAAAAAUGGAUGGCGAAGUAUGUGAAAUGUUAAGGAAGUUAUGGCUGAAAAUUGCCCUGAAAUCGGUGAAAGUUCGGUAUGUGGAGGAAAGUUUUUCCAUGGAAUUGGAUAAUUUGAGGAUAUUGGAGAAUAAAAUCGCAGCCAGAAGGAGGUUCUUCCACAUGUCCCACAAGGGGGAGCAUUAUUUGUUGCUCAACGAAGAGUGCAGCUCCAGAAUAUAUCAAUGGACGGCAAAGGAUGAGGGAUUUAAAUAUCUCCAUUCCUAUGAUUCUGGACCCAUUGCUGAGGUCGUUGUUGUCCCAAAUCCAAAUUCAACGGAGCUACAAUUUGUGACGAAUUAUGAAAGCAGCGAACCCUUGAAUUGUUCCCUCAGCAAGGGCAUAACCGUGUGGAACUCCCGAGAUAAUGAAACUUCGCCGGAGAGAUUUUAUUUCGAAGAUGUUUGGGAUAUCCAGAGAUCAAAUAAUUCAGGAUCUUCCAUUCUCGUUUUAAACCGAGAUGUGGUACGAGAAUUGGAUUUGGCCAGCUUUGAGACCCUAAGGAAAUGGAGAAUCCAAUUUAAGGAACGGGUUCCGAGUCGUAAUUACCGUUUCGUAAAAUUAUCCACCAGAUGCCCAUGUCUUUUGAUCACCAACGGGGUGGAGAUUGUCCCGCUGACGGAAAUUAAAAGGAAAACGAAAAUUAAAAAGGACCUGGAGGAUAGUGAUGAUGAUUAUGGCGAAUAUCAGGAUGAGCCAUCCUAUGUCCAAAUACCCUCCACUCUGGAGUUAUUUGAGUACGAAAGUCUGUCGUUUUUAAAACCCAAUGAAUCUGAGGCACAUACCCAGCGAUUCUCUGAUUUCCCUUGGGCCCUUGAACGCCUGCUGCUCGGCUUGAGCAAUAAAUUGAAUCAGCAGAUUAACAUCACCCAACUAAGCAUACCCGAAUCGGAUCUCUUUGAUGAGUUUUUAAUACCAGAUUUUAUUGGAAUUAUGGAAGAACUGGAGCAGCAGGAAAUCUACGAUAAGAAGCUGCUCAAUAUAAGCUUCAGUAAUGUAUCCUUACCCGAAACGCCAGGGCAAGUCUUGACUGGUCAUGUUUUGCAAAUUGUCUGGCCAGUUGCGGAGCAGUUCCAUGAGAUGCAGGUGCAUAGUAAUGGGACCCUGAAUCACACCCUAUAUAAGGAUAUUCAAAAUUCCUUUGCAUUCUUCAUUACCUCAAUUUUGAGGGAGAACAGAACCCAAGAUUCCUCAGCCGAUCUCUUUGCCACAAUACAAAAUAUACGAAACUUUGAUCAAACCCUCCACAUGUUUUUAGGAGAACUUAAAAACCUCUCACGAGAAAAGGAAGCUGGCGAAAAACUCUUAUACUCCUCCACAAAUCUCAGCGAAAGGAUAUUUACCAAUAUCCCCCCGGCUAGCCAACAAAAACCUCCUCGAACACCCGAACUGAUCUCCCUGCAAGUGGGUGGAAUCAACAACUCCCGACCCCUAUUGGCCCUGACAAAACUUUCCACAGCCACUCUCAUUCCAGGACAGGAUGCAGCCAUAUAUUUAUAUGAACAAGAUUUCCAGGAUAAUCCCCUACAAAUUAUACCCGCCCAAGAUCCUCACUCUGUGAUCCAACUGCGUUUGAAGCAGGAAACUUUACUCGCCUUUGUCGACAACUGUUGUGAAAUACAAAUAUGGCGUUACCAGGGUACCAAGGGUUUUGUCCUCCUAACCAAAAUCUCACAGGACAAGGAGAUUCAAAAAAUUGCCACAAUGGGUCUGCCGACCCUGGAAGGAGUAAUGAGAUAUUAUUUGGCCAUGCUAACGGGAAAUAAAUUGAAAUUCCAUGAAAUUGUCGUGGAGGGAAUAACAGAACCGCCGCCACCUUUACCAUGUCCCUAAGGGGAUCGGGGAAGUCCUUGUAUAUAUUUUAGGAAUAAGUUGUAGAUACACUUAAGGUUUGUAAAAUAAAAUU